This is a messenger RNA of Lemur catta (Ring-tailed lemur), 2391 nucleotides long. It is a transcript of the gene MAP2K5, whose product is annotated as mitogen-activated protein kinase kinase 5. Gene Ontology annotation, biological process: protein phosphorylation. Gene Ontology annotation, molecular function: ATP binding; protein kinase activity; protein binding. The record is from RefSeq and is a predicted model, not a curated record. Bases 728 to 2074 code for a protein of 448 amino acids. The transcript is spliced from 22 exons. Lineage: Eukaryota; Metazoa; Chordata; Mammalia; Primates; Lemuridae.
GGGAGGCGGGUCCCGUUCGUCGGCUCCCGGGGUUCCGGCGCCGCGCGUUUUGGUUCCGGAGUAACAGUGCCCUCGCCGCCGCCUUCCUCCUCCUUUCGCCGCUGCUGCUGCCGCUGCUGCCGUCACCGCCGGGACGCGCGGCCUGAGGCGGCCGGGGCUGAGCCUGCGCGCGCCGCUCGGUCUGUCUCCGUGUGGGGCAGGAGACUCGCCCCCUGACCCUCCCGCGGAGGGCCCCCUCGGCGUUCUAGUGGUCUGGAGGUCCCGGGGCUCCUUCCUAAUAGCCCGGGACUGAGUCUCCUCCAGUCGGGACCUUCUCCUCAUCCCCUGAGGAGGGGCGGACCCCUGCCGCUGUAUCUGCCCCAGACUGGGUCCUUGCUCUGCCAUCUCACACUCACACGGACGGCAGAGAGCUUCACCAGACUGUUUGCCUUCCUUUCCAACUCCAGAACCUUCUGACCUCCGCCAGUUCCUGCUGGCCCCUGCCCGCUUCCCAGUGCGCCCCGCCAGGAGACACCCUCAGACCCCGUACACCCUGGGGCUGGCUCGGUACCUGCGGGCCCCUGCCUGAUCACCCCUUCGCUCUUCAUCACACCCUCAUCCUCCAGUCCCCUGUUUUCACCUUCUGUUCUCUACCCCUCGCUCCCUUUGUCACCUCUUGAAGUCCCUGCCUAACCAGGGGCCAGCCGGUACCCCCCCUGCCCCAAGAUGUGAGCCCCUUUAACCUGUAAUGCUCUGGCUGACCCUUGGCCCCUCCCAUGCCAUGGAGAACCAGGUGCUGGUGAUUCGCAUCAAGAUUCCAAAUAGUGGCGCGGUGGACUGGACAGUGCACUCCGGGCCGCAGUUACUCUUCAGGGAUGUGCUGGAUGUGAUAGGCCAGGUUCUGCCUGAAGCAACAACUACAGCAUUUGAAUAUGAAGAUGAAGAUGGUGAUCGAAUUACAGUGAGAAGUGAUGAAGAAAUGAAGGCAAUGCUGUCAUAUUAUUAUUCCACAGUAAUGGAACAGCAAGUAAAUGGACAGUUAAUAGAGCCUCUGCAGAUAUUUCCAAGAGCCUGCAAGCCUCCUGGGGAACGGAACAUACAUGGCCUGAAGGUGAAUACCCGGGCUGGACCCUCUCAACACAGCAGCCCAGCAGUCUCAGAUUCACUUCCAAGCAAUAGCCUAAAGAAAUCUUCUGCUGAACUGAAAAAGAUACUAGCCAAUGGCCAGAUGAAUGAACAAGACAUACGGUAUCGAGACACCCUUGGUCAUGGCAAUGGAGGCACAGUCUACAAAGCAUAUCAUGUCCCAAGUGGGAAAAUAUUAGCUGUAAAGGUCAUACUACUAGAUAUUACACUGGAACUUCAGAAGCAAAUUAUGUCUGAAUUGGAAAUUCUUUAUAAGUGUGAUUCAUCAUAUAUCAUAGGAUUUUAUGGGGCAUUUUUUGUAGAAAACAGAAUUUCAAUAUGUACAGAAUUUAUGGAUGGGGGAUCUUUGGAUGUAUAUAGGAAAAUUCCAGAACAUGUCCUUGGAAGAAUUGCAGUAGCAGUUGUUAAAGGCCUUACCUAUUUGUGGAGUUUAAAGAUUUUACAUAGAGAUGUGAAGCCCUCCAAUAUGCUAGUAAACACAAGAGGACAAGUGAAGCUGUGUGAUUUUGGAGUUAGCACUCAGCUGGUGAAUUCUAUAGCCAAGACGUAUGUUGGAACAAAUGCUUAUAUGGCGCCUGAAAGAAUUUCAGGGGAGCAAUAUGGAAUCCAUUCUGAUGUCUGGAGCUUAGGAAUCUCUUUCAUGGAGCUUGCUCUUGGGAGGUUUCCAUAUCCUCAGAUUCAGAAAAACCAGGGAUCUUUAAUGCCUCUCCAGCUUCUGCAGUGCAUUGUUGAUGAGGAUUCGCCCGUCCUUCCGGUUGGAGAGUUCUCCGAGCCAUUUGUACAUUUCAUCACUCAGUGCAUGCGAAAACAGCCAAAAGAAAGGCCAGCACCUGAGGAAUUGAUGGGCCACCCGUUCAUCGUGCAGUUCAAUGACGGAAACGCCACCGUGGUGUCCAUGUGGGUGUGCCGGGCGCUGGAGGAGAGGCGGAGCCAGCAGGGGCCGUCAUGAGGCCGCGGCUAGUCGCUGGAAGUCCAGGACCAAGGGGCACAGCCCACCUGUUGCCCCCUCUCCAUUUGCUGCCUGCACCAGAGCUCGCUGGGCCCGGCUUCCCUGCUGUCACCUUCGACUCCGCGGGCAGAUGGCCUGGCCGGGGGCGUGGCGGCCCCUCCCGUCGGGAGGCCCUGACUGGCAGGGUGGGCAGAGGGGGCAGGCAGCGCGAAUGGAGGCUCCUGUGUUCCCCGCCCUCCGUUCCCCUAACGUUGUUCUUUGUAAAGGUCAGACCCCACCAGCCUCGCUGUGGGAAUAAAAGUAUUACCGCUCUGUGA